This is a messenger RNA of Rhagoletis pomonella (apple maggot), 4005 nucleotides long. RefSeq lists its product as uncharacterized. The record is from RefSeq and is a predicted model, not a curated record. The coding region runs from base 1 to 4005 and encodes 1334 amino acids. NCBI's taxonomy places the organism in Eukaryota, Metazoa, Arthropoda, Insecta, Diptera, Tephritidae. The transcript is spliced from 4 exons.
AUGGAGGGACAACAAGGAGCGCCCAGCGAAGAAAAUGUGAACGCCAUUAUUGCCACGCUGAACGCAUUACGGGCUUCAGUGGAGGAGCUUCGACAAAGUACCGAAGAUAGCCAAAGGGACAUUGUACGAUUACGCGAGGGUAUGCAGCCACAAAGUGUAAGUGGGAGUAGUGUGCAGCCAGCACAAGACGAACAACGCCAGGCUGUCGUGGAGGAUACCGGUUCGCACAUAAAGUUGUACGACUUGCCUACGUUUGGCGGUAAUAUUGAAGAAUGGCCAUUGUUCUACGCAAAUUUCAACGACACGACACAGGCGUUCCGUUACAGCCACCGGCAAAAUUUAAUGCGGUUGCAAAAAUGUCUGGUUGGCCCGGCAAAAGAGGCAGUGGCGGCCAUGUUAAUUUUUCCGAAUGAUGUGCCGAACGUGAUGCGUGAGCUUGAGUUUCGGUUUGGUCGGCCCGACAUUUUGGUUAAAGGGCAAAUAAGCCAAUUGCAGCAGUUCCCGCCAAUACCUGAAAGCAAAGUCGAAAGGAUUAUACCGUUUUCGUCAAAAGUCCGUAACGUGGUGGCGUUUCUGAAGUCCGCGAAUUGUCAACAACAUUUGUCAAACGUGACGUUGCUUGAGGAAAUGAUUAUCAAGCUGCCGCAAACCAGACAAUUCGAUUGGGCGAAGCACGCUGCGACCAUCUCGCCUUAUCCAACAAUCGAACAUUUUUCGGAGUGGCUCAGCGACUUGGCAAGGAUAAUUUGUCUAAUGCCGACAACAAGCACACAAAGCAGCAAACAAAAUGCUGCGCCGAACAAUCCGCGUCGCCUUAUGCAUAUCAACCGAACGAAAGAGACUUUAAAGUGUUACCACUGCAGUGGAAGCCAUAUGAUAGCACAGUGCGAGUCGUUCAAGACGAUAGGCGUUCAGGACCGGUGGGAACUAGUCAAAACACAGCAAUUAUGUUUUUCAUGUUUGCGCAAGGGCCACUGCACGCAGAAAUGUCGGUCAAGGCGAAGGUGUGAGGUGAAUGGAUGCCAACGAUACCACAACCAGCUACUGCACAAUGAGGAAGCAGCUGACCAAACGCCACGUCGAGUCACGCAAUCGGAUGCCGCGGUGCAGCCACUGUUAAAUUGUCGGGUAACACAAAUUUCGCAAGGUUUGCUAUUUAAAAUGUUACCGGUUAAUAUUUACGGCCCGGACGGCAAGCAGGAAGUCCUCGCCAUGUUUGACGAAGGUUCGUCAGUGUCGAUAAUGGAGGCCGGCGUAGCAAAUAUGAUCGGUGCUAAAGGCGAUGUACAUCCACUCACGCUGCAGUGGUAUGACCAUAAAAUGGUAACCGAGCAAGCCAGUAAGGUUGCCGUUGAAAUCGAGAACUGCACUAACAAGAAUAGAUUUGCGCUUAAAGAUGUGUACACGGUAAAAAACUUGAAUUUACCCGAACAGUCACUAAGAAAAGAAAAUUUCGAUCAUCUUAAAGAUCUGCCCAUUUUGAACUAUUAUCGUGCAAAACCAGUGUUGCUGAUUGGGUUAAAACACGCUCAUCUCGGUGCCACCACAGCGAUUGUGAAAGCCAGCAGCGAUAGUCCCUUGGCUGCGAAAACUCCACUUGGCUGGGUUGCAUAUGGUCCAACGAAGUUGCCAUCACCAUUGAACCCCCGUGUUCUGCUCGUGCGAGAAUUGCAGCAACUGAACGAUUUAAUAAAAGAAUAUUUCACAGCAGAUAGUUUUGGCGUCAAUCCGUCGCCGGAGAAGUUAGAGUCAGACGAAGAGAAGCGCGCACGUUCAACCUUACAACAAACGACCAGAAAAGUGGGACACCCGUACGAAGUCGGGUUGCUGUGGAAAGAGUAUCCGCCGAAAUUGCCAAGCAGUCGAGCCAUGGCGGAAAAGCGCUUGUGGACAGUGGAGAAACGAAUGAGAGGCGACGUCGAGUUUCGUACGCGGUACAGAGAGGAAAUGUCCAAGUAUUUUGAAAGAGGGUACGCCAGAAAGCUGAACGAAGCCGAAGUCAGCGCGCCGGACUUAAACGUGUGGUACUUGCCCCACUUCGCCGUCUUCAACCCCCAUAAGCCGGAAAAAAUACGAAUUGUUUUUGAUGCCUCAGCCAGCGUAGCAAAUGUGUCUCUCAACUCGGCUCUUCUGAAAGGUCCAGAACAAGCACAAUCGCUGAUAAGAAUUUUAUUGCAAUUUCGCCAGGGGCGCAUUGGAGUAUCAGCCGACAUUCGUGAAAUGUUUUCACAAAUAAAGAUACGCCAAAACGAUCAACACGCCCAACGCUUUUUAUGGCGCGACGGAGACCAAAGUCGACCCAUCGAAGAGUACGCGAUGACAUCACUAAUAUUCGGUGCUGUAUGCUCACCAUGCAUAGCCGAAUACAUAAAGAAUAAAAACGCCAAAGAGUUUAGAGCACAGUUUCCGGACGCCGUAUCCACGAUUAUCAACAAACACUAUGUUGACGAUUUAGUUGCCAGCUUUAACGAGCCCGAAGAAGCCGUAAGAAUCUGCCAAGAGAUAGUUAAAAUAAAUCGACAUGCGGGAUUCGAGCUGCGAAAUUUUAUCUCCAACUGUCGUGAGGUAGAAGAAACAAUGAACCAACAAUCAACGUCGCCAGCAAGAGAAGCGGUCAGCAUGGAACGAAACGGAAUAGCAGACAAAGUGCUCGGCCUGUACUGGAACACGAAAGAAGAUACGUUCGGAUUCCACACACAGUUUCAUCGCGUGCCUCAAGAAGUACUAAACAGAGCGCGUGCACCAACCAAGCGGGAAUUACUGCGCAUCGUUAUGGCGGUGUUUGAUCCGUUUGAGACCUGGAAGAGCGAAAUAGAAUGGGACGACAUUCUUCCGAAGGAGCUGGGCAGGAAAUGGUCACAAUGGUGGCAAGAGUUCGACAGUGUGAGGCAAUUCACGAUUCCACGAUGUUACUCGCCAUACGUCGCAAGCAUCGGUAAAGUCGAGGUGCACAUGUUUGUCGACGCAAGUCAAGUUGCGUUUGCUGCGAGGAAAUACAAGGCGUUUGUCGGCCAUCGCAUAUCCGAAAUACUUACCUCCACUGCCCCGGAACAAUGGCGAUGGGUGCCAACUGGGGAAAAUGCUGCAGACGCUGCAACGCGCCCAUCAUGUCCACCGAAAUUCGACACCAAUAACCGUUGGGUAAAGGGUCCCGACUUUUUAAAGUACCACGAGCAGUAUUGGCCUGCCCUAACAAUACAACCGGAAUACGUCCUUCCAGAAGAAAUUAAGACCGAAGCGAUACUACUGGUGCAGCCACGCAACUCGGUCAUAGACUUCUCAAGAUUUGGUUCGUUUCUGAAGCUGCGACGUACUACAGCUUGGGUGAUGCGUGCAGUGAACCUGUUCCGAAAGCAGCCAAGAGGCGAAGUUAAUUCAUCAACGAGCCUGAACGUGACAGAAAUCGAAGCUGCCGAAAACAUGAUUUGCAAAUUAGUCCAGCUGGAGUGCUACGCGAAUGAGAUAUCCGACUUGGCAGCGGCGCGCAAACUUAGUAAGCGAAGCUCUCUAUGCAAGCUGUCACCGUAUGUUGAUGAAAUUGGUGUACUACGACUGAGCGGCCGCAUCGAUGAGGCGGCAUACCUACCAUACCAAGCGCGACGACCGAUUUUGCUACCACCAGAACACGGAGUGUCAGCCUUAGUUGUCAAAGAAGUCCAUGAGAGGAACCACCAUCAGAAUCUCGCAGUAACUAUCAACGCCAUCAGACAAAGGUACUGGAUUCCCAAUUUGAAGGCGUUACUUAAGCGAGUACGCCAAAAGUGCCCCAUAUGCACGGUUGACAGAGCAAAACCACAGCCACCGAUGAUGGGUCAACUACCGAUUGACCGUGUGACCCCCGAUUGGCAGGCGUCGAGAAAAGAGGUGGGGCGUCAUAUUUACGUGUUUGACUGUCCGAGCUGCGCACCUCGAGCUAGCGGAGAAUUUGUCAAGCGACGCGUUCAUCCUGUGCCUUCGCAAUUUUAUAAAUCGCCGCGGCACACCUGUGAGGAUAAGGAGCGAUAA